AUGGCAUCCACCUCUAUAACAACUGCUGUAUUAACAAUUUUUGGAGGUUGCUGUAGUAAUGUGGCAACAUUAGAGACAUUAACCAAUCAUAAACUAAUAAAUGUGAAUGAAGUCGACCUUAAUAUUGGAAAUUUCGUAACAUUUUGUCAAUUUUCUUUCAUAGCAGUACUUAGAUUACCACAUUUUGUUUCGUUUAAAAAAAAGAAUAACGGAAGUAGGCUAUUUGUACCAAAAUUUAAACCAUUACACGUACCUUUAAGAAUUUACUUUGUAUCUGUAUUACUAUUUUUUUUCAGUUCUGUAGGCAACAACAUGGUAUUCAAUUAUGGCAUUACAGUACCGAUUCAUAUAACUUUUCGUUGUUUCAGUACAGUUUUAACUAUGCUAACAUGUUAUCUGCUCAAUGGAAGGAGAUAUUCUAAGAUACAAGUUGGGUCAACAAUUUUUUUAACUUUUGGGGCCUUUCUUGCAUCUUUAUAUAGAAACCAUGACUUUAAAUUGGAAGAUCUAUACCAAUUGAAUCCAACAAAUAUGAUAGUCGUAAAAGAUACACUAUUUCUUAAGGGAAUGAUGAUUCUAUUCAUAUCUUCAAUGAUGUCUUCUUUACUCUCUGCAUAUGACGAAAGAAUAUAUAUGAAAUAUGGUAAACACUGGGAAGAAAACAUGUUUUACUGUCAUUUGUUAUCACUUCCACUAUUUAUUAUAUCGAAUUACAGCAAAUUGCUAAAUACUGCAAAGGCUUUGAUCAUAUCUUCAGCACCAAGAUAUAAUUUAUUUACAAUUCCUAUAUGGAAUAAACACUUUUAUAUUCCAUAUAAUGUGCUUGUUCUAAUUACUAAUUUAGUUACACAGAGUAUAUGUAUUACUGGAGUUAACAUCCUUGCUAGCCAUACAAGUGCUUUAACGUUGUCAGUUAUGUUGUUGGUGCGAAAAUUUGUGAGUUUGUUAUUAAGUGUGAUAUUCUUUAAUAAUAGAUUAUCCAAGACCUCAUAUACUGGAAUUAUUAUUGUAUUCUUUGGGGCAUUUCUUUAUUCUCUUGGUGAUAGAAAAGUAAAGAAUAAGCAAGAAAACUUUAGUAAAAAAGAUGCAAACAAAGCAAAAUAA
Messenger RNA from Arxiozyma heterogenica, 1104 nucleotides. It is a transcript of the gene YEA4, whose product is annotated as Yea4p. The transcript has a single exon. Gene Ontology annotation, biological process: transmembrane transport. Gene Ontology annotation, cellular component: endoplasmic reticulum membrane; Golgi membrane. Gene Ontology annotation, molecular function: UDP-N-acetylglucosamine transmembrane transporter activity. Lineage: Eukaryota; Fungi; Ascomycota; Saccharomycetes; Saccharomycetales; Saccharomycetaceae. Bases 1 to 1104 code for a protein of 367 amino acids. The record is from RefSeq and is a predicted model, not a curated record.